Betta splendens (Siamese fighting fish) is the source of this 2110-nucleotide messenger RNA. It is a transcript of the gene necap1, whose product is annotated as NECAP endocytosis associated 1. The record is from RefSeq and is a predicted model, not a curated record. Bases 165 to 953 code for a protein of 262 amino acids. Gene Ontology annotation, cellular component: clathrin vesicle coat; membrane. The transcript has 8 exons. NCBI's taxonomy places the organism in Eukaryota, Metazoa, Chordata, Actinopteri, Anabantiformes, Osphronemidae. Gene Ontology annotation, biological process: endocytosis.
CUUCUAACAUACACAGUUUAUUAGUGGUAAAGUGUUAUUGGCAUUUAUAAUGGUUCGGGUUCAUGAGAACGCGCGCCGGAGCGAACCACACGAACAGAACCCCCCUCAGAAAAGAGCAGAAUCAAUGAGCCACGACUCCCACGUCAGUAACAGUGGAAUUCAAGAUGGCGGCCGAGGGCGACUACGAGUCCAUCCUGUGCGUCAAGCCCGAUGUCAACGUUUAUCGCAUCCCGCCGCGAGCGUCAAACCGCGCGUACAGGGCCGCCGACUGGAAGCUGGACGCACCAGACUGGUCUGGGCGAAUGAGGAUCACAGCCAAGGGCAAAGUGGCCUACAUCAAACUGGAGGACAAAGUCUCAGGGGAGCUUUUCGCCCAGGCUCCGGUUAAAGAGUAUCCGGGUGUGGCCGUGGAAACAGUCAGCGACUCCAGCCGGUAUUUUGUUCUGCGGAUACAGGAUGACAAUGGUCGCAGCGCUUUCAUAGGCGUCGGCUUCGGGGACCGAGGAGACGCCUUCGAUUUCAACGUAGCUUUGCAGGACCAUUUCAAAUGGGUGAAACAGGAGAAUGAAAUCAGUAAAAGUGCCCAGCUUGGAGAUUCAGGUCCGAAGCUGGACCUGGGCUUCAAAGAGGGACAGACUAUCACGCUCAACAUAGGGCAAGGUAAAAAGAGGGAUAAGCCCCGCCCACAUAGCUCAGGUGGCUUUGGGCUCCUCCCACCACCUCCUGGAGGCAAGAUCGCCCCGCCCCCUUCAUCAGCCUCAUCAAAUCACAACGUAGCUCCGCAGUCAGGUGGCACAGCGACAGGCUGCCUGUUGGAGCUGGACAGUAGUAACUCUAACACAGUGGUUCAGUCAAAUCCUAGCUCAGACCUUUGGGGAGACUUUUCUGCUCCUGCAAGCUCCGUUCCUCCACCGUCACGGCCACAGAACUCUGCCAACUGGAUCCAGUUUUGAGUCGUCGGCUGUUUCGUGGGUUGUGAUUCCAUCUCACUUGCAUCUGUGUCCGUAGCUUCCCGCGCAUUACACUGACAGUAACCGGCCCCAAAGCAGAGACGUGAAACGCCACCGAGCUGUAGAAGCCACCGCCCUCGACGUCCUUUCAUUCCGAACAAAUCCUAGUUUUUUCACCUACUGACAGGAAGUGAAGCAUCAGUGUGUGAAAGCCAAUAUUUGAGCCAUUCCUAACAAAGGGCUACGUGUGCUGUCCUGAGCAUCAGGUGUUUCUCCCACGUGUGUCUGCAUCGCCUCCCCAGUAGGGGGCCCACCGACCUCAGCUAUGCUGGGCCUGGGGUGUUUGGGCCACAGCUCCCCCUGCAGGCGCUGCAUGGUACAAACAGUUCAAUUAUAAUAGCACUUAUUUACAGAAAUGAAAUAUUUAUUUGUAUUAAAGCUGAUCUCUGCUGAUGAAUAGUUUGAGGCCCUGACUGAGCGUGGCGUCAAAUGGCUCCAAAACCUCUGACUGUAUUAAAAUAGAAGGACUUUAUGUCAAACCAUUCAUCUAAAUCACCUUUAUCACGCAGCCUGCACAUAUUUAUAGUAUUCUUCUGUGGCUUAUUAAAUCUAUAAAUGUAUGUUUAUGAUUCUGGUCAUGUGCUUCAUACACUGACACCAUCAGCCUAAUGCUGUGUGUUCACCUCAUCUAAGAAUUAAACAUGUCCGUGUUCACGUUACCCACUGAUGUACAAAGGGAAACGUUUAGUUUGGUUCUGUUCGAACCAAAUGUACGAGCUGCUCUGAGCGACAACAUAUGUAAACAAACAAACCUUUAUUACUAAUGUUAGACUUCUUUCAGGGCCGAUGGGAAACAGAUGAUUGUUUAACUUGAAUGUCUUAAUGGCAGCAAAUGAUAGGUGAAUGUUUGCGCUGAUUGUGAUUCCUUGACUGUGAAUUGUCUUUGUUUGCUCUGAUCACAUCACAUGAACUGGACCGACACUGAGGGCUGAUGACUUGACCUGUUGACAUGUUGUGUUUACGUUGCUUGUAUUGCUGGCUCAAAUAUAGAAAUGUCUCCUGUCUCACUCAUCCUCUCUGGCUGUAGAAUCACUGGACUAACACUUGAUUUAUGACCAGUUCCAUGAGAAAGAGGCAAUAAAUCCUAUCAGGGGACUUGU